This is a messenger RNA of Cucumis sativus (cucumber), 1333 nucleotides long. RefSeq names its product methyl-CpG-binding domain-containing protein 11. The transcript is spliced from 2 exons. Lineage: Eukaryota; Viridiplantae; Streptophyta; Magnoliopsida; Cucurbitales; Cucurbitaceae. The record is from RefSeq and is a predicted model, not a curated record. Gene Ontology annotation, molecular function: DNA binding. Bases 342 to 1100 code for a protein of 252 amino acids.
ACUGUCCUUGUCUCGACGAGCAUAGCAAGAGAAUAGAAAAAAAUUGGAAACGAUAAACAAGAAUUUGUUGAUCCAUCCAUCCAACACCUUAAAUGGGUCCCAAAUUCCGACCACAAAUCCUUCUUUUCUUUCUCUUUAGGCGCCACAAGUUCGCUAUUUCUCAUCAAUUAUCCACAGCAGAUAGCUUUUUGUUGAAACUGAGAGACGGGGAGAGCUCUGUCUUUUACCCCCGCCCCCCUUUUUUCAUCCUUAGUGGGCAUCUCUCUUUUUUCUCCCCUCUUCUUUUUCGAUACUUUCUGAUGAGCUUCUUGAUUCUCAUUUGAUUUGGGAAGUUGCAGAACAUGGCGAGCACACUGGAAAAACAGGGGUCUAAAGAGGGUAUUCUGUUCCUGGAAUUGCCUGCUCCUCCUGGUUGGAACAAAAAGUUUCUACCCAAGUUAGAUGGGAUCACUAAGAAAAAUGAAAUCAUCUUCAUAGCUCCUACAGGGGAGGCGAUCCAUAACAAAAGGCAGCUGGAUCAGUACUUGAAAUCACAUCCAGGUAAUCCAGCAUCUUCUGAGUUUGAUUGGCGUACUGGUGAAACGCCUAGAAGAUCAGCUAGAAUUAGUGAGAAGGCAAAGGCAACUCCCCCCUCACCUCAAAUUGAACGACGUAAGAAACGAACACGAAAACAAGCUCUUUCGAAAAAGGUUGAGGUUAAAGAGACAGUUGUUGUCCCAUACGGUUUGGAGGAGGUAGGAGUUCAUAAGGAAGACGAGACCAAUGUCGAUAGCGAGGUGAAAGAAAUACACGAGGAGGAAAAGUAUGAAAAUAGAAAACUAGAAGAUGAGAAUGGAAAAGCUGAAACCACCCCCACCCCUGCCGAAAUGGCUGAAGAGGGGUGGCGAAUUGAUGGCGAUGAAUGGGAGAAGCUUGCUAAAACGAAGCAGGGAAGUGAGGGUUCUGAGGAUGCAAGAAAGGAAAAUCAAAAUUUGGAAGGAACAAAUGGGGAAGAGAAGGUUCAACUUCAAAAUGAUGCAAAGGAAUCCAUUUCAGAAGAAAUAACAGCUGAAGUUCAAAGAAACAACCAAGACGAACUUAGUGUUCCACAAAGAAGAUGAUGAAAAGGUAACAAAUUGACACAAUUGGAAGUAGUAGUGAUGAGAGUCUGUGAGAUUGAUUUACAUGUCUAGUUUGAACCGUUACCGGAUUACCGGAUUCAUAUGCUGAGACAUAUCUAUGUAAUUAUCAUUAAUAGGAUUGUCAUUUGUAUCUAUCUGUAUGUACCAUAUUUGUAUAAACAUUUUAGUGUGCAACAAUUUUAUUGAAGUUGUUAACUUAAAAACCUUGUCUC